Diaporthe batatas is the source of this 1695-nucleotide messenger RNA. RefSeq lists its product as uncharacterized. The record is from RefSeq and is a predicted model, not a curated record. The transcript has 3 exons. NCBI's taxonomy places the organism in Eukaryota, Fungi, Ascomycota, Sordariomycetes, Diaporthales, Diaporthaceae. Bases 1 to 1695 code for a protein of 564 amino acids.
AUGGCUAGCCACCCACCACUUGAUCCUCAGAAGAGCAUUUGGAACCUGCCAGGGCUUGAAAAGACCUCCUUCUAUGCAGCGGCGCUUUAUCUUCAUGUUGCAGCCAAAGGGCAGCUCCGCGACGCAGAGCAUCACGGACAACACUACCAGCCCAAGACUAAGCGGGAUCUCCGGGACUUCUUGGACCGUCUAGCUGACUGCUUUGCCCGGUCCAAAGACGAGGAUGCGCAAGCACACGUGUCCGCCACAGGGAUGGUGCUUGAUGAGCAGCAGCGCCGAAUAACCAUCUACGUGGCGAAAAAUGUCAGCGAUAAGAAUUUGGAUCGUUCGUCCUUGUCUCCCACACAGACAGCCUUGAUGGUGAGCGAGGACAAGGAGUUUGCAGGGAAGCUAUGCCUCUGGUUCAACAAGCUAUCCUGCAAAGACGAGAACGCGGCCGAGCCCCUCCAAUGGGACAUGUGGGAUGUCAUGCGCAAGUACAAUGCGUCGCGCGUCGGGUAUUACGCGCGCAAGGUCAGUAGCUGGAGUGGAGAGGGUGUCGAGGGGGUGGAUACAUCGCUAUGGCCCGCUCUCACUCGGCGAACCAUGACAGCCAUCAAUAACACCAUCGAGGCGUGCAUGGUAUUUAGACAGGAACCUCCCCCUUCAGGCCAGGAUCUUGACGAGUCCCUGGGGACAUGCGCGUUGGCGGCCUCAGAGUGUCGGUCUGAUCCAGAAUUUCACCAAUUCAGCCUUGAAGUGGAUAAAAUUAUCAACAACGAUGCCGACCAGAUCGAUGAGGCGUUCAAAGAUUUUGCACGCGUCGCCAAGUGGAUAGACUAUCUUGGCCGGCUAGGGGACACAUAUACUACCUUCGGAGAUUUUUGCAAAUCUCCCGAGCAGCAGGGAUACACAUACGACAUUGUGGUUCUCAAGUCGCCCCCCGAGGAACCGUGGGACGUAGCACCUUACAAGAACAUGAUCGGGUCUUGGGCCGGCAACCUCGGCCUCGAUGAAGAACGCAACGGUCGCAAAACCAUCAGACACGAUCUGGACCAGUUCGUCGCCCGCGGUGCGAGCCGCGGCAGAGCCCGCGUGCACUGCGAGAUCCAGCUGCUCCAUUACUUCUCCCAGGAGAACCCCGAGAACUCCCCGAAGCCGCUCGACUACAUCGGCUGCAGCAAGAAGUCAUGUUGGCUGUGCUGGCAGCUGCUCGGCCACUUUGGGCAGUUCACGACAAAGGAUACACAUCGCAUGAUCUACCCCAUGUGGGCAUAUCCCGCCCAUUACCCCCCGCCGCACGUCGGGCUGGCCAGGGCACUAGCCGCCACCUACAGGGACAUGGCGACGCUCAUCCAGGACAGCGUGAUGGGGAUCCAGGCCUUCACCUCGAACUGGAACAUCUCGCACACGUCGCGUCGGCAUAACCAGAGCAUGGCUGGUGAGGUCGGAUCAGUGCCGGAGUUUUCGGUAGCGGCCCCUUCGUCCGCGGACAGCAUCAUGUCCUCGGACGUUGUAGAAUUGUUCACGUGCGAUGAGUCUGAUCCUCAAGAGCAAGAACUUUCCAUGCUUAUCCAAGCUGUCCAAGGGCUCUACCACCAAAGCAACGUCUUGUUCGCCUUCCAGAUCAACACCAAGACGCUAAAGUCCAAUACCCUGCGCGAGAUCACCUUGGAGGACCUGGAGACGAUGCUGUGGGGGGGACUUGAAGAAUAA